CUGGCGUCACUCUUCCGGCCCCACACGAGCAGGGCACCGGGCACAGGCUCCUCCGUCACCCACAGUAAGUGGCAAACCUUCGCUCAGCAGCCAUCAGCAGCACCCAGCAAUAACAGCAUCAUCCAGGGGGCUCUGUGUCCUGUAGUAGCCUGCUGCACACUGCCAGCCCUGACACCCCUCUCCUGGAGACUGACCCCAUCCAGGGGCUCUGGCUGACACCCCUCUCCUGGAGACUGACCCCAUCCAGGGGCUCUGGCUGACACCCCUCUCCUGGAGACUGACCCCAUCCAGGGGCUCUGGCUGACACCCCUCUCCUGGAGACUGACCCCAUCCAGGGGCUCUGGCUGACACCCCUCUCCUGGAGACUGACCCCAUCCAGGGGCUCUGGCUGACACCCCUCUCCUGGAGUGUUACAUUGCACCAUGCAGCAGCAGCACAAGUGCAGGUCCCUCUGUCUGUCCCUCUCCCUCCUCCUGCAGUCCUUCCUGUGUACUGAUCCUCCCCUCCCCAUAUCUGAAUCAGAUCCUCUCUGUCUCAGUCCCUGUGCUGUCUGAUAGCUGCAUGCAUUCAUUGCUUGCAUGAGAUCAGGUCUGCAUGGGGGUGUGUAAGUCAGAGACACACAGAGAGCUGGGAUCAGGAGAACAAGGAGGACAGCCCCAAACAGGACUUGUCUCAGCAUAACUAAUAACCAGCAGUGCUGUCUGUGUGCCUGGUGCCAGUCACUGUGUAGCUGGCAGGAUAGAGAGAGACUGGAUCUGGCACAUAGGGAUUUUUUCUUUCUUUUUUAUUUUUCUGGGUUGUUGCUUCUUGCUGCCUCCUGAAGGGACUUCUUACAGUGAAUGGUGUCAGUCUGUCUCUGUUCCUCACUGCAUUGCUUCUUGUCCAAGGUGUGAGGAGCUGCUGCCUCUGAUCCCAGGACAGGCUGGAAGCAGGAAGAUUGUGGGAACCUCUCUCCUCUCUGAUCACCACCUUCCAGAGGACAAUAAGGAAGCAGCCAGCAGCCCUGCGGACUGGGGAGACAGCACACAACAACAAAAAAAAGGAAAAUUAAAAACUUAAAAAUAAAAAAAAACAGUGAACACAAAUUUAUAAACCUGGAGUCUUUACUUAUGAUCCAUGGGCAGAGCUUCAGCCCAUCGCAGGCAAGCUACAGACAGACUUUAAGCAAUCCUUAUUAUUGCGAUCUGCCAGGGAGAGCCCUGUCCCCAAACCAGAACAGUAUGGACAUGAGAAGCGAAAGUCCCAGCCUAAGGGACAGUCCGGACCGGAGGAGCAACAGUCCAGAUGCUAAAAGUCCUCCUCCAAUCAAAGUGGCCAGAUUGGAGCAGAACGGUAGUCCACUAGGAGCCAGGGGACGCCCGAAUGGCUCACUCAGCAAAUCCGUGGGAGGGCUGAUGCUUCCUGUUUUCUGCGUGGUAGAACAGAUGGACACCCGGGAAGAGCACGCCGAAUUUGUUCUGGUUCGGAGAGAUGUCCUAUUCAAUCAGUUAGUAGAGACGGCUCUUCUGGCCUUGGGUUAUUCUCACUCAUCGGCGGCUCAAGCACACGGAAUCAUUAAAAUCGGUCGCUGGAACCCUCUGCCCCUCAGUUACGUCACAGACGCCCCCGAUGUGACGGUGUCGGACAUGUUGCAGGAUGUCUACCACGUGGUGACACUGAAGAUUCAGCUACAGAGCAAUGUUUUUCUCCGUAGUUGUUCAAAGCUGGAGGACCUGCCGGCCGAGCAGUGGAACCACGCCACCGUGCGCAAUGCCUUACGUAUGCUGCUGAAGGAGAUGAAUCAGAGCACACUGGCCAAGGAAUGCCCCCUCUCCCAGAGUAUGAUAUCCUCCAUUGUAAACAGCACCUACUAUGCCAACGUGUCAGCUACCAAAUGCCACGAGUUUGGGCGAUGGUAUAAGAAGUUCAAGAAGAUGAAAGUUGAACGGGACAAUUUAACGGAUUACUGCGUACUGGGCCAACGACCAACACAUUUGUCAAACAUGAACCAGCUGGCCAGUUUAGGGAAGAGCAAUGAGCAGUCUCCUCACAGUCCGCUCCACCACAGCACGCCAAUUAGGAGUCAAGUUCCAACCAUGCAACCGAUAAUGAACCCUGGACUCUUGUCUCCUCAGCUCAGUCCUUCGUUAGUACGGCAGCAGAUAGCCAUGGCACAUUUAAUCAACCAGCAAAUAGCUGUCAGCAGACUUUUAGCUCACCAACACCCUCAGGCCAUCAAUCAGCAAUUCCUAAAUCACCCACCCAUCCCUAGACCUGUGAAGCCAGUGGAGACCUCCAACUCUUCUGUGGAAGUCUCUCCGGAGAUCUACCAACAAGUGCGGGACGAGCUGAAAAGGGCAAGCGUGUCUCAAGCGGUGUUUGCAAGAGUCGCCUUCAAUCGCACACAGGGUUUGCUGUCAGAAAUCCUGCGCAAGGAAGAGGACCCCAGGACAGCGUCUCAGUCAUUGCUGGUAAACUUGAGGGCCAUGCAGAACUUCUUAAACUUGCCCGAGGCAGAAAGGGACCGGAUCUAUCAGGACGAGAGAGAGAGGAGCAUGAACCCUAAUGUAAGCCUGCUGUCCUCUUCAUCCUGCAGCCCAAGCUCAUCCCGCGUCCCACAGUUGAAAACCUCCAGCACUCCGACAUCCGACAUCCAGGUGAAAGUGGAGGGAGAUUCUAACAACAUUUCCAUCACAGCUGCUGUUUAUGACGAGAUUCAGCAGGAGAUGAAACGCGCCAAGGUGUCUCAGGCUCUCUUCGCCAAAGUAGCUGCCAAUAAAAGUCAGGGCUGGCUCUGUGAGCUCCUCCGCUGGAAGGAAAAUCCCAGCCCAGAAAACCGUACCCUGUGGGAGAACCUGUGCACAAUCCGCCGUUUCCUGGGACUCCCGCAACACGAGAGAGACGCCGUCUAUGAGGAAGAGUCCAGGCAUCAUCAUAGUGAAAGGCUACAGCACGUAGUACAGCUCAACCCUGAACCUGUGCAGGUACUUCUGGGGCAGCAAGCCCAGCCAGCCAAAGAAACCUCCCCCCCAAAAGAAGAGACGCCACCUGUCCCGCCUCCGUCAGAAGACACCUGCACCAAAAAGCCAAGAUCCCGCACCAAAAUCUCGCUAGAAGCGCUUGGCAUCCUACAAAGCUUUAUCCAUGAUGUGGGCCUCUACCCAGACCAAGAAGCCAUCCACACCUUGUCUGCCCAGCUGGACCUGCCCAAGCACACCAUCAUCAAGUUUUUCCAGAACCAGCGCUACCACGUCAAGCACCACGGCAUACUGAAAGAGCACCUGGGUAUAGCGGUGGACGUGGCGGAAUAUAAAGACGAGGAGCUGCUGACGGAAUCAGAGGAGAACGACAGCGAGGAAAGUAUGGAGGAGAUGUAUUCCGUGGAGCACAAUGAGGAAAGCAGCGGGAAUACCAAGGCCAAUCUGUCCGAGGUGGACCAGAGAUAAUACAACAUGCCACCUGCCACAUAAACAUAAUAGCAAUACAGACGCGCAAGACAGAAUCACUUUGAUUACUUGUAAUGUUCAAUCUCUGCAAGGUGGAGAGAGCGGAACAAUGAGUUUUUGGUAUUGCUAUCUUGGAAAAUUGCCUUGACACUUGAGUGUACAAAUGACGUCCGACUGGAAGAAAACUAGUGUGAAACUUUAUCCAGAAUCAUCUUGCACUUACAGUGAUGAUUAACGCAAAUUACAGGACCUCAAGAUUGGUGAAAUCAAUGAAGGAAAAGUAUUUAUAUAUCUAUAUAUACACACAUAUUAUUUAUAUAUAUAUAUAUAUAUAUGUAUAUAUAUGUGUGUAUAUAUAUAUAUAUAUGCACUGAUAUAUGUGUAUAUAUUUAUAUAGACAUACAGAUGGUGCAUGGGAAGCAGAUAUUUCAUUCUCGAUGUACAGACUGUGAAUUGCACACCUUUACACAAAAGACUGGACUAUGUAUUAAGACCACUGCGCAGUGAGAUGCUUCGGGUCCCCCGUCCCACCCCCAUCCACAGACUGCCUGCUCUCAUUGGGUGGUUUCUUUUAUUUUUUAUUUUAUUUUUUCCAUGUUUCUUUUAUUUCUCUUUGUGUUUAUCCUUGGUUUAUGUUUUCUUCUUAGUCUCUGCUUUCGUUCCGGCCGCAUGGUGAAUAACUUUUAUUUAAAGGUAUGUGUUUGGAAGUAAAACUGAAAAAUAAAAAAAAUGAAAUAAAAAAUAUA
Pseudophryne corroboree (corroboree frog) is the source of this 4171-nucleotide messenger RNA. RefSeq names its product SATB homeobox 2 (gene SATB2). The record is from RefSeq and is a predicted model, not a curated record. The coding region runs from base 1110 to 3425 and encodes 771 amino acids. NCBI's taxonomy places the organism in Eukaryota, Metazoa, Chordata, Amphibia, Anura, Myobatrachidae. Gene Ontology annotation, biological process: chromatin remodeling; regulation of transcription by RNA polymerase II. Gene Ontology annotation, molecular function: DNA-binding transcription factor activity, RNA polymerase II-specific; RNA polymerase II cis-regulatory region sequence-specific DNA binding. The transcript has 11 exons.